This is a messenger RNA of Phymastichus coffea, 1858 nucleotides long. RefSeq lists its product as uncharacterized. Lineage: Eukaryota; Metazoa; Arthropoda; Insecta; Hymenoptera; Eulophidae. The transcript has 6 exons. The record is from RefSeq and is a predicted model, not a curated record. The coding region runs from base 363 to 1271 and encodes 302 amino acids.
CAAAGAUUGCUCGAGAUUAUUAUACUUAAGCAGAAUAUUUUUCUUGUACUUGUAAUAAUCAAUUCAUAUAAUCUAUUUUGUUUCUUGCUCCAAAAUUCUUUAUAAAUCAUCACAGGAUAUGCUCUGUUCUCUGGUUCAAAAUUAUUACUCUCUGUGUGGAUUGUGCGAGUGAGACUUUUUUUAGAAAGUGCUAAUACCGUGUAGAUACUUUACUUAACGAUUCAGAAUUUCCAACUAAAUUUAUUUUAAACACUUUACGAACUGGUGUGACAAGAGAACUCUCAAUGCACUCUAUGGAAGAAGUUUAAUGCUAAUGCUCAAAUAAUAAAUGUAUAAUUGUUUUAUUAACAAACAAGAGGAAAAUGAGCAUUGAAACACCAAACAGUUUGGAUUACUUUUAUUACCCAAUAACUAAAUCAAAAAUUAAUGUAAGCGUGAGAGCAGCUCACGAUGCAAGAAUUUGUUUGAGGACGAAUUUGACUGACGAUACAUUAGACGCGUAUGAGAUUAUUAUCGGCGGAUGCGGUAACAAAAAGUCAUUCUUAAAGAAUACCAACACAGGACAAAUUCUUAAGGAGGUGGAAACUGAUUCAAUUGUAAGUGAAGAAGAAUACAGUUAUUUUCAAAUCCAAUGGUUUUGUGACGGUUAUUUAUCAGUAAAAUUCGAAAAUGAACAUUCGCACAUUUUUAGUUACCAUAACAAAGAACCUUUUCCAAUAAAUUACAUCGGGUUUAGUACAGCUUAUGGUGCAACAGGCGAAUGGACAUUCGACGAAGGCGAAAUGACAGCGGCAGCAGUAAGGCCACAACUAUUUGAAAUGUACAAAAAUUGGAUAGACUACGAACCAACGCGAGGACUUCCUUUCGAUGCAGUUUCAGGCGAUCGUGAAGACGAUAGUCUAUUUAUCGGCCGUAGUCGACAUAAAAACUCGCUGACACCAGGCAUCAUAACAAAUUUUAUUUGUCGCAUCUGUUGGGGUGGACAUACCCACGACAAGCGUCAAUUUCAGGUGUUGUGCGGUGUCGGUGUUGGUUGGGCAAAAUGUUGUAACGGAGCAGUGCCAAUGGGUGCUUUGCCUGCUGGUGAAACUGAAAAUGGCCUAGCCCUCUUUGUAGGCCGCGUUAUUCAAGACGGCCAAGUACUUAUUGGUAAAGUUCAACCUAAUCAUCAAGUUUGUUAUGUGCCUGUUAAUGGACGGGAAGUAAGCUUUUCUGAGUACUAUGUACUCGUCGUUGAUGAAUUCGCUGCAAUCGAAUGGGUUGGUAGAUGAAAGUAUUUUGCGUAUUUUGAUUAUUGAAAGACUCUUGUGAAUUUUUGACGCGGCAAAAUUAUUUUAAAGAUGCAUCUAUUUUUGACAAGUAUUUUCGUGUUUCAACAUUAGUAAAUUGUUUCAGAAGUUACAGAUAAUUUUAUGUAUUAUAGAUAAUGUAUUUUUUACGACGAUUGUGUAAACAAUGGAUUUUCACAUCGACGAAAAGGCAUGGAUGAUAUCAAAUAAGCACUACCAAAACGUAUUAUAAUCGCUUACCGCCAUUAUUUCAAGAAAUUGAGACUAAUUUUAUUUAUCGUUUGUUCGCGCUGUCUUCAUUACAAGCAUGAAAUUUUACUACGCAAUGGUCCUGUCGCUAUUGUAAUUUCUUUUAAUUUAUCUUUAUAACAAAUGCAUUUAAAAACUAAAAGAUCACUUUGUAAUCGAGUGUAUGGUAUGAUUAGAAGGACUUAAAACUUGAAUAAUUUAUUAUACACGUAACGAACGUUCUGCUAUAUAAAAGUAAAUUAAUUAUUCUUAAUGUUUUCGUACUUAUCGUGCAUACAAAUUUAUGUAAAAGAAUAAGAACUUAUGUAUUUUCAUAUGCU